Molecule: messenger RNA, 1960 nt
Organism: Argiope bruennichi
Lineage: Eukaryota; Metazoa; Arthropoda; Arachnida; Araneae; Araneidae
Exons: 11
Coding region: 167-1777 (536 amino acids)
Source: RefSeq, a predicted model, not a curated record
AUACAUAGUUUUAAUAGAAAUAUUUUUAAGAUUUGUCGAAUAUUAAUGUUUUUAUAAAGCGUUUUGAUCGGACUAAGCUUGAUUGAUUUGUCCCGUAUUUGUCUGGUUUCAUUACAGCAGCCGUUGCAGUCUUUGAGAAUUAUUUUUACGAUUGAAUUCUUCAAGUAUGGCCGUCACUAUAAUGCCGUACGUUCUGCCCCUUCUGUUGGGCAGGACAUUCAAUCUGGACACUAUGCAAAUUGGCGUCGAUAUAUUUCCGAAAAGCGUCACUACCAAUCCAGUAAUCAUUCAAAGUCCAGUGACAGAGACAUCUUACAAGAUAGUGGACAACGCUGUGGAAUCGAGAGAUCUUCUUGAUGUGGAUGGUUCGUUCUCUUUAAAUGUCAAAGGAGGGAUAUUUAAAGCCGGCGCCUCGGGAGCUUACUUGGCAGACAAGUACAAUCGUGAGAAUACUGUGGAAGUAGCUGUGAAAGCUACUUACCUGACGGUGACAGAGCAGUUACCUGCUGAUGCAAAGCCUCACGACUUCUGGAAAUCCUUGGGAGACGCUGUGGGCACGCAUUUUGUCCGGAGCAUCACGUACGGUGGAGAAUUAAUCGUGGCCUUACGUCUGGAAUGCAACAGCACUCGAGACAAGCAAAGGAUCAAGGCUGCUGUCGAUGUCGGGGGAAGACUUGAAAUCUUCGAUCUUGGCGUUGAAGUCAGUGGCGAAUAUAUGAAAGAUGUUGCCAAGACAGUGGAGAGUACUCAAAUCAAAGUUUUUAGUUCUGUACCACUAGGCAAAGCUCCGAAUGACAUGGAAACUUUGAAAGAAACCAUAAAGAAUUUCCCUGAUGAUUUAAAAACUUUCAACGGGGGAAGGGGCAUUCCAAUCAAGAUGGAACUGUGGCCACUAAGUUAUCUUGAUCCAUCUAGAAAAGAUAAGCUAAGAAACAGGUUUCUUGAAGCUAAUUUGGAUUCAUUUGAACAGAAGUUCGACGAUCUUUUAAACACUAAGAGUGCCAUAGCUGAUUGGAUGAAAGUAACCAGACCCCUCACUCCAGAGCAAGAAAAGCAGGUUGGCGAUCUCUAUGCAGAAGUUCAAAAGGUAAUUCGGCCUUUCUACGAUGUUAUAGGAAAGUUAGAUAUGACAGGAAGCAGUGAUCAACUGAAACCAGCAAACGACGCCUAUGGUUUAUCGAUUCCUGGAGUUUACUAUAAAAAAUAUCUUAAGCUCAGACAAACAAUAGCAAAAGACCAAGGAGCCUGGGCGAUGAGUCGAGGAAAUGGCGCCACUUACAUCCAUUGGGGUAAAAACAACUGCUCCAGCGGUGCGGAGACGAUGUCCAAAGGUAGUGCUCUGGGACCGUCUGGCGAUGGAGGUGGUGCCAACUUCCUUUGCCUUACAGAUAAACCAGAAUUUGGCGACCCUCCUGCAAACCAGAAAGACGCAGCAGCACUACAAACAACAACUUACCAAUUUCCUAACGGUAAACACCUCAAGCUGUCAUGUUCUAACUGUCGACUGGCAUCAAGAGGUACAGUUCAAACAUUUGUUGGAAGAGCACAAUGUCCUGAAGACUGGGACUUCGUGUAUGAAGGCAUUUUAAUGAGCGGAUCGCGAAAUAGUAUCUCCACCAAUUUUGUCUGCCUGGACAAGAACCCUCAAGAAGGAGACGAGGUCGAAUCGCGAAACCCUCUUGUCCCUGACUGGGCAGUCAUACCAAAUAAAGAUGAUGAUGAGGAAGUUGAGGAAGAAAAACAACUCUUGUUUACAUGUGUUGUAUGUGCCAAAUGAAGUAUUUAAAUGAAUGUUCUCAUUUGGCUUGAUAUUAACUGUAAAAAUAUGCGAAAUUCUGAAAAUAGCGUUUAUGGUAAUUAAGAUACUAUAAGUUAUUAAUACUUCAUAUUAUGUUCCUGAAUAUUUUUUGUACUUAUUUAUAUUGUAUCGCUUCAUGUCCAUUACUGUAUAAAUAAAUUA